AUGAGCAGCAGUAAUGAAGCCUUCACCCUGUCAGUCGACAUGCAGGCCAAUUUCAACGGGCCAAUAUUCGACCUGUCCGGCAACGCGCCCUUCGAGAUAUUCCUCAACAUAAGAAAGAACAAGCUCUUGGAGACCAGGCUCGAUGCACGCCACCUGACCAUCCUAAGGACCGGUUCCAUCUUCUACCUCCGGGCUGCCCUGAGAAAGGAUCUCAUACAACUGACAGACGAGACCCGGGGUGUGAGAGUCAGACUUGCCGCCCAAGAUCAAGAGAUAACAGGGGAAGGCCCUCAGGUGGAUAUGUCCCGCGUCUCCGAGGACUCGUUCAUCACACUGCCCAUAGACUUCAGCAAACCAAGGGGCACGCUGCUAUCGGUUGCUCUCGAUGCCGCUGCUUGUCUACGAGACGUGGUAGAGGUAGGUCAUCAAUACCGACUCGAGUUCCGAGACAAGAACCUGGGCGUGCAAUGGUGGAGCUGGGGCUCACCAGAGAGCCUGUUCCCGGAUGGCAUACCAGCACGUCUCCCACCCGGCGAGCCCGCCACGAUGAUGGCUGGCCGGGUAUGCUCGCGGAGGUUCAGGGUGGUUCCCUACGUCGCUUUGCCGCCGAAGCUGGAUAUCAGACUCUCACUCACUGGAACUGAAUUGGACCCUAUAUCCUCACAGCAGUCAAAGGCAACUCCAUCAUCACCACCAACCGCAUCAACAACAGCAAGCCCAACACCAAUACCAACCCCAUCCCUAAAACUCACCAUCAAAAACCCGCACCCCUUCCCCCUAACCCUCCAAACCCACCUCCACCAACCCUACCUCUCCCCACCCCUCACACCCCCAAACCCCUACCCCCGCAUCCUCGCCCCGGGACCCCUCAACCUGCGCAACUUUAGCAUCGUCAACACCACCACCGCCGAAGAUCUAAUCCGCGAGUCCUGGACCUGCAUCCUCACUAGUGGCAACGCCCCCCGGCGGCGCUCGCAGUUCCUGACGCUGAGCCCGGGGGAGGAGGUCGUGCGGUUGGGCGGCUUGCCGGUGCAGAGGGUGGUGCCUGGGACGGAGUACAGGAUUAGACUGAGGUCGGUAGGGUGUUGGUGGAUGAAGGGGACGCUGGAUGAGCUGUUUGGGGAGGGGAAGGGGGUUUUGGAGGUUAAGACGCAGGUGGGGAGGGGGCGGACGCUGCCUUUGAUGUUGGAGUGUGAGGAUGAGGUGUUCUUUACUCCCGGCGGUAGUGAUGAGGAGAGUGAUGGUGAGGUGGUGUUUACGCCGGGGACUUCAGUGAUGGGGAGGCUUGACAGUGGUUGCUGGUCUGGGUCAUGA
Anthostomella pinea is the source of this 1314-nucleotide messenger RNA. The record is from the annotation of a GenBank genome assembly. NCBI's taxonomy places the organism in Eukaryota, Fungi, Ascomycota, Sordariomycetes, Xylariales, Xylariaceae.